Molecule: messenger RNA, 1452 nt
Organism: Penicillium verhagenii
Lineage: Eukaryota; Fungi; Ascomycota; Eurotiomycetes; Eurotiales; Aspergillaceae
Product: Glycoside hydrolase family 1
Exons: 4
Coding region: 1-1452 (483 amino acids)
Biological process (GO): carbohydrate metabolic process
Molecular function (GO): beta-glucosidase activity
Source: RefSeq, a predicted model, not a curated record
AUGGGAUCUAUUGUGCAAUCCACUUUGCCGUCUGAUUUUCUUUGGGGGUUUGCGACGGCGGCUUAUCAAAUUGAGGGUGGUGCGUAUGAGGAUGGUCGUGGACCUUCGAUUUGGGAUAAGUUCUGCAAGAUCCCUGGCAAGAUCGCUGGUGGCGGAUCGGGCGAUGUGGCGUGCGACUCGUAUCAUCGAACACACGAGGAUAUUGCCCUUUUGAAGACAUGCGGUGCUCAGGCAUACAGAUUCUCGGUAUCAUGGCCUCGGAUCAUUCCGCUCGGUGGCCGCAACGACCCCAUCAACAAAAAAGGGAUUCAAUUCUACCAGAAAUUCGUGGACGAUCUCCUUGAUGCAGGAAUCACGCCAAUGGUCACUUUAUUCCAUUGGGAUAUCCCUGAGGAAUUGGACAGACGCUACGGUGGAUUGUUGAACAAGGAAGAAUUUGUCGCCGAUUUUUCACACUACGCCCGAAUUAUGUUCCACGCCUUUGGCUCCAAGGUCAAGCAUUGGAUCACAUUCAACGAGCCAUGGUGUAGCAGUGUUCUGGGUUAUAAUCUCGGAGUCUUUGCACCAGGUCGCACAAGCGAUCGCACCAAAAGUGAUGUUGGCGACGGAUCAACAGAGCCUUGGAUUGUGGGCCAUAAUAUUCUGCUUGCACACGGGUCAGCAGUUAAGAUUUACCGUGACGAGUUCAAAGCACAUGAUGGCGGUGAAAUCGGCAUCACCCUGAACGGUGACUGGGCGGAUCCAUGGGAUCCAGAAAAUCCAGCCGACAUUGAAGCCUGCGAUCGCAAGAUCGAAUUCGCCAUCUCCUGGUUUGCCGAUCCAAUUUAUCACGGAAAGUAUCCGGAUAGCAUGAUAAAGCAACUAGGUGAUCGGCUGCCGACAUGGACACCCGAGGAAAUCGCGCUCGUUCAGGGUAGCAAUGAUUUUUACGGAAUGAACCACUACUGCGCCAACUUCAUCCGCGCCAAAACAGGGGAGCCCGAGCUUGACGAUAUUGCUGGAAACCUAGAGCUUCUUCUCGAAGAUAAAUAUGGUCACAGCGUCGGGCCUAUCACACAGUCACCUUGGCUAAGACCGUGUGCACUAGGUUUCCGAAAGCUACUCAAGUGGCUCAGUGAACGCUAUGGUUAUCCCAAAAUCUAUGUUACAGAGAACGGGACUAGUGUACUGGGCGAGAACGAUAUGCCUCUCGACCAGCUGCUCGAGGAUGAUUUCCGCGUGCAAUACUUCCGGGACUACAUUGGCGCCAUGGCAGAUUCAUACACCAUUGAUGGGGUAAACGUCCGUGCGUAUAUGGCCUGGAGCCUGAUGGACAACUUUGAGUGGGCAGAAGGCUACGAAACUCGCUUCGGUGUGACCUUUGUUGACUAUGAGAAUGACCAGAAGCGGAUUCCGAAGAAGAGUGCCAGGUCCAUCAGUGGGAUUUUUGAAACGCAUAUUGAAAAGGUGUAA